Molecule: messenger RNA, 777 nt
Organism: Striga hermonthica
Lineage: Eukaryota; Viridiplantae; Streptophyta; Magnoliopsida; Lamiales; Orobanchaceae
Source: the annotation of a GenBank genome assembly
AUGGAGAAUUUCCCUUCGAAUAAUGACUUGGAGAAUGCGAUAAGCGAGCUAUUUCAGGGCAGGGAACAAGCCGUACAGCUGCAAAACCGUCUCAACACGCGGCCCGAUUACGAAGAUUACGACCAUUUGCUUCCGAGAAUACUCCAUUGUUACGACCGGGCGCUCUCCAUGCUCGGAAACCACCGCCCUCCUCCAGUUCCGGCAAGCUCGAACCAAGACUCUGCUAAGUCGGCCGGUAGUAACGACUCGGAUCAAGGUGAUCCCAACAAGGGCCAACCUUCUUAUGGCAAAAGAAUGUACUACAGAUGUAGCCACAGGCAUGGGCUGGGCUGUCCAGCCACAAAACAAGUUCAAAAAUCCGACGACGACCCAACGAUUUUCCACGUCACAUACCGACGGAAGCACACAUGCAGCCCAUGUGAAAACCCAACUAAUAUCAGCCCACCCGCAGCACAGCCCAAUCCACAAAACGAAGAUCCAAGCCCAUCAGCCCAACAAGACCCAUUUAAUUACACUUUGCCACUGGCCGUCACUAAUAAUUCCGAAAACGACCACAUUUUCUCGGAUUGUGACAACAUUUUGGGAGAUUAUGGCAAUAUUUUGGACCCUGCAACAUUCGGGUCAGACUUUUUUCCAGUAUCCGGUAAUGGUACAAGCCCAAUAGUUGCAUCCAUGACUUCUACUUCAAGCUCACCUAAUUUCGAGGCGAAUUUUUCGGUCGAUUGUACUGGAUUCGGGUCGGAUGUUAGUUUUGGAAACUCGGGUUACUAUCCAUAA